This is a messenger RNA of Selaginella moellendorffii, 3250 nucleotides long. RefSeq names its product U-box domain-containing protein 44. Gene Ontology annotation, molecular function: protein binding; ubiquitin-protein transferase activity. Lineage: Eukaryota; Viridiplantae; Streptophyta; Lycopodiopsida; Selaginellales; Selaginellaceae. Bases 26 to 3013 code for a protein of 995 amino acids. The record is from RefSeq and is a predicted model, not a curated record. The transcript has 4 exons. Gene Ontology annotation, biological process: protein ubiquitination; cell surface receptor signaling pathway.
AGUCAAUGCGAGGAGCAGCGCCACGAUGAUUGGAAUCGAGGUCAUCCCCAUCAGCACGCUCUUGACGCUCAUCACCACACAGGUGCUGGAGAUUGCCAUCGCCGCCAAGGAUGUCCUGGUGGAGAAGGAGAGCUUCCAGAAGCUUUCGCGCUACCUCCACGACAUCGAGCCCGUGCUCGCGGAGCUCAAGGAGCGCUGCUUCAAGGAUCUCACGGCAGCCAACCAGGCGCUCCAGUCGCUCAAGACCGACCUGGAUCGAGCGCACACGCUGGUAAGCGAUUGCACGGACAAGUCCAAGUUCUACUUGCUGCUCCAUUGCCGCUCCAUCGUCAAGGACGCACAGGUGGUGACUCGCGAUAUCGGCAAGGAUCUGGAGCUCUUGUCCCUGGCCGGGACGGAGCUCUCGCUUGAUAUCCGGGACAACCUCUUGAGAGUCAAGAACCAGUUCUUGAGCGCUGAGUUCCAGGCGUCCGAGACAAAGUUACAGAUACUCAGCAAGCUCGAGGAGGGGAUCCGGGAUCACAGGACGGACCAGGGCUUCGCCAACGAUCUUAUCGUCGCCAUCGCCAUGGCCGUGGGAGUUCCAGUGGAGCCAUCCGAGAUCAACAAGGAGCUCUCGAGCUUUAAAAGAGAGAAGGAGCUGCUGGCUGAGCGAAAGCAAAUGCAGGAGCAGGCUUUCAUGGAGCAAGUGAUCGAUCUUCUGUCCAAGGCCGACGCUGCCUACACGUCAGAUGUUCUAAGACAGCGGUACAAGGAGGCGUCCGAGCACAUUGGAAUCACUGAGCCGGUUGAUCCACUGAGCUCCUUCAUCUGUCCGCUCGCGCGUGAGGUUAUGAUCGAUCCAGUGACUGCUUCGAGCAACCGGACUUACGAGCGAAGUGAGAUCGAAAGGUGGUUUGCGAGCGGCCACACGUCGGACCCUUUCACUCAUAUGGAACUUACGGAUUUCACGCUGAGGCCCAACACUUCGCUGAGGAAGGCUAUCCAGGAGUGGACGGAUCAGAACUACUGCAUACGGAUUCGUCGAGCGAAGCAUUUUCUCCAAAAGAGGGACGUGGCACUGGCGCAGAAUGCUCUGGAUGAUUUGUGCAAGCUGUGCGAGGAGAGCAACACGAACACGGAGUGGAUCGCCGCAGAGAAUGUUAUUCCGGAGAUCAUUGAGGUGAUGAAGCUGCGUGACAAGGAGGUCCAAAGGAGAGCUCUCACAGCUCUGCGGAUUCUCGUGCACAACAAUUUUAGAAACAGAGAUGAAGUUGUCCAGGUUGGCGGACUGGAACAAGUCGUUCGAUGCCUCGGGAAGAGUACGUUAAAAAAGCUGGCGCUGUCGGUAUUGCUGGAGCUUCUGCAAGGGGAUGAAAGAUCUGUUUGCGAGAAGCUCUGCCAAGAAAAGAGCGCCGUCUUACAUCUCGUGAUGCUCCACAAUGAGAACGAGCCGACAGCAAAACCUGUCCUUGAGAAGCUUUGCAGCAGCAAUGAGAACAUUGUGCAAAUGGCAUCCAUGAGCUACUUUGAUCCACUGAUAUCGUCCUUACUUGAAGGUAGUGAGGAAUCGAAGUUGGCUAUGGCUCGAGCCCUUGGGAACCUCGAGUCUCUGUCGGAUCAAAACAAGCUCAUGCUUGGAGAGAAAGGAGUCAUCGGUCCUCUCCUCCAGAUGAUGAUAAGCGAUAAACUCGAAGCAAAAGCUACUGCGUUGGAGGCGUUGAGGAAUCUGUCGUCAAACUCUCAGAACCAGCGAAGCAUGGCACAAGCUGGUGGAUUUCCCGUUCUCAUGGACAAUCUGACGUCUCCCAGGCUCCCUCAGACUUGCAAAGAAGCUGCAGCAAUAACUCUCAAGAAUAUAGCGCAAGGAAAUACGGACGCAUCGCUCACUGACCGGGAUGGGCACGCAGUGAACGUAAAACAGGCCGUCGAGACGCUCAUCGGUCUCAUGGAAAGCUCCUCGCACGGCUUGAUUCUUCGGGCACCUAUUCUCCUGGUACUUCAUGGACUGGCACAAUCAAAAGACGGGGAACUAGUACAGGAAGUGAUAAAGGAACAGCAAGGAGUAGCUUUUCUGGUUGGGCUGCUCGAUGGAGCCGAGAGAGAAGUCCGUGACUCGGCUGUGUUCCUGCUUCGCUCCAUGUCGGAAGGAGCUGGAGGCGACAUUUUCGACUGCCUGUACACCGAGAAGAAGCUGGAACACUUCGUUAACUUGAUCGGCAACUGUUCUUCCGCAGACAUCCGAGCAGAUCUUUUAAUGGUACUGGCGAGCUUCCCGAGCAACAAGCAAACCAUGGAGACACUGAUGGAGGCUGGAGCUGUGACCACGGUGCUGGCCCAGGUGAAAGGCGACAGCUCCAAAGUCACUGAGAGUGCUCUCGCUGCGCUCGAGAGGUUCACGGAGCCAACUAACGUAGAGCUCCAGAGGACUUUGGUGGACUCGGGGAUCCAUUCUGUCCUGGUGACGAUCCUCAACUCGGGAACCACAACAGGGAAGGCAAGAGCAGCACGAGCCCUGAGGAACUUCUCCCUGACCACACUAGACUUGUGCCAUCCGCCAACGAGCACAGGAUGGCUUUGUUUCCGGCCGACAGUGCCAGCGAUUUGCAAGGUCCACACCGGAGUAUGCAGCGUCAAGACCACGUUUUGCAUCGUGGAAGCCAGGGCGGUUCCGGGUCUGGUUGCUCUACUGGACGAGCCAAGCAGCGUUGCCGCCGAAGCAGCAGUAGAGGCUUUCUUCACUUUUGUCUCCAGUGAAGAAACUAGAGAACGCGGGGCCUGGUUUCUUCACGAAGCAAACGCAAUCCUCAAAUCACUGGGCUUGCUCGCUCACGGGACAGCCACGGCCAAGGAGCGCACGGUCGAUCUCCUGGCGUGCCUCUUCAAACUAAAGAAUAUGAGAGAAACUUAUUGCGGGCGAGCAAAGCUCCCUCUGGUGGAACUGGCGCAGCACGGAUCGGUCACUGUGAAGAAGAAAGCUGGCAAAGUUCUAGCGCAGUUGUCAAUGAUCCAGGAGGUCUCCAGCUAUUUUUAAAAGGAAACGGUGUCUCUAUCAUGUCAUAUAAACAUAGAGCCCGUGCUAUCGUACUACAACACGAUCAUCGUCUCUGGCAAGUUGUCCAUUCUCCUUCGUGAUUAAUCUCUUCUGUCACCAAUCGAUUACUGAGUUCAGCUCUCGAGAGUAACUAUUGUGAAGUCGAAACGUGAGGUAUGUAAAAAGGAUUUUACCUUUUCAUCAUAUAUAUAUAUACACAUCCAUCCUGGGGUUUCA